This is a messenger RNA of Limulus polyphemus (Atlantic horseshoe crab), 1381 nucleotides long. RefSeq names its product receptor-type tyrosine-protein phosphatase-like N. Lineage: Eukaryota; Metazoa; Arthropoda; Merostomata; Xiphosura; Limulidae. The coding region runs from base 72 to 296 and encodes 74 amino acids. The transcript has 4 exons. Gene Ontology annotation, cellular component: secretory granule. Gene Ontology annotation, molecular function: protein tyrosine phosphatase activity. Gene Ontology annotation, biological process: protein dephosphorylation. The record is from RefSeq and is a predicted model, not a curated record.
UGUAUUUCAAUGAAUGUGGGUGUUAUUUCAGGAAGGUAAACAAAUCCUACAGAGGUCGCUCCUGUCCCAUAAUGGUACAUUGCAGUGAUGGGAUCGGCCGUACAGGAACAUACUGUCUUAUUGAUAUGGUACUGAACAGAAUGGCCAAAGGAGCUAAGGAAAUUGACAUUGCAGCUACGUUGGAGCACAUCCGGGAUCAGCGAGGGGGAACUGUGAAGACCAAAGCUCAGUUUGAAUUCGUCUUGAUGGCCAUUGCCGAGGAAGUACACGCCAUUUUGAAGGCAUUAUCUCAAUAACACUGAAAUUUGUUGACCGAAACCCUCCCGGAGAAAUACGGAUCAACGUUCCAACAGUCCAGUGAAGUGGUGUCUGUUUCUAGUAGUUUUGUUAUAUGUAUAGUAGUUUCAUACAGUAAACAUCCCAGUGAACCAUAGAAGACCCUAGACAGUCGUUAAGUUAAUCAUAAUUAAAAAAACAACAAGAUUAUUAAUUUAAGCAUUAAAUAUAUAUAUAUAAAUUAUAUAAAUGUUUGUCUUUUUGUGAUGUCCCUGAAACAGAAUUUGCGCUUUGUCUUUCCCUAGUGGAACUUGUUGCUGGUAUAUUUCGCAGUGUUUAAAAGAAAAUAAGAAGGAGGGGGUAGUUGUAGCCAGUUCUGGGGGUACUGUUUAUUUGAGAAUUUAUUUUAUCAGAAUGUUUUUGGAAUAGUAAGAGUUAGGUAAUAAUGAUUAUGUUUAAAUUGGCUGCUAAGGAGGAAAGAGCUUAUUUUAAACUCAAAAGUUUAGGAAAGAUUACGUAUAAUGGAGAAGUGAACUAGAUAAGGGGGGGAGAAAGAUUGAAGUUUACAUGAGAUGGGUAAAAUAUUAACCGUUAAAAACGUGGUACAUCAAUAUAGAGAAUUAACAGUUGUAGUUUGUGUAGGAAUUCAAAGUUGGUUUUGGUUCCGAUGCGCCAUCUCUCAGGGAAAAACUAAAACUCAGUCUCGUAAAUCAUACAAUAUGUAGUAGCCAUGAUAUUCUGGAAAGUUUGUUUUAAAAUACACCGGUUUAAAGUAGAAAUAACACAAUUUAUUAAUAGAAACGUCUGAUGAAAACAAAUGAAGAGUCCACUAUUCAGUGUUUGAUGUUUCUGACGAUUCGUUGUGCUUAACACUAAAUACUGUGUGUUGAUUGGUGUGCUGAAUUCUACGAUGCUGAUGUAAACCGUUGAUCUUCAGAAAUCCCAACAAUCAAACAACGUUUAUUUAUAUUCUGACUGAUCGAUCAUCAAAUUCAACAAUUAUUAAGGUUAUCUACUUACGUAUGUAGCAUAUUUAGAAAUAUCCAUGGGUUAUGUGACUGUGUUGACUUAAUGGGUUAAUGUAGUGGAUUGUCCAAGUAACGUG